Molecule: messenger RNA, 1928 nt
Organism: Erythranthe guttata (spotted monkey flower)
Lineage: Eukaryota; Viridiplantae; Streptophyta; Magnoliopsida; Lamiales; Phrymaceae
Product: putative beta-1,3-galactosyltransferase 2
Cellular component (GO): Golgi membrane
Molecular function (GO): galactosyltransferase activity
Source: RefSeq, a predicted model, not a curated record
ACAUUGCUGAAAAGGACUGUUUGGUAAUUUCACACAAGGACUGGGGACAGUUGGUCAAUCUUCACUCUUCCCUCACUUCUAGUUCAAGUCCCUUCCCUGCAAAGUGUGCUGCUGAUCUCUCCACAGAGAGAGAGAGAGAGAGAGAAGAGAGAGAGAGGCAACGAAUAAAGCAAAAGGGUACAAAAAACUUGAGAAGAAUAUGAAGACAACCAAACCCUUUUUUCAGUUCAACUGUUUCAGUGUGAUCUUCCUCAAUAUCUCUUGAAUACAUCAAUUCAUCAAAAUCUCGGCAUCUGGGCUUCAAAUUCUCGCCAUUCUCGCAUUGCCCACGUGAAUUUCUUGAAAAAUUAACGUUGACUUUUAAUUACUGUUGUAUCGAAGAAAAAAUGUCGAUGAAGAACAGAGGCGGAGAGCAGAUUUCGAGAAGCGUUGUUGUUGUAUCUCACAAAUGGACUCUUUUUCUUUGUGUUGCUAGUUUCUGUGCAGGAUUGUUCUUCACCAAUAGACUAUGGAUCAUGCCCGAAGCAAAAGGCGUAACGAGAACAACUUCAGUCGAAGCUGAGAGAUUGAAACUUGUAUCGGAAGGCUGCGAUCCAAAAUUUGAGAGAGUAAACAGGGUACCGACGGAAAUAUUCGAGGACGUAUCCAAGACUCAACAUGCUAUGCAGACACUGGAUACGACUAUUACGAAUUUGGAGAUGGAGUUAGCUGCAGCCAAGGCAGAGCAAGAAUCGAUUAUAAACGGUUCUCCAACAUCCGAAACCACCGCAAAAAGAAAAUAUUUCAUGGUUAUUGGAGUAAAUACUGCGUUCAGUAGCCGUAAAAGAAGAGAUUCCGUUCGUGCCACGUGGAUGCCACAAGGCGAAAAACGAAGGAAGUUGGAGUUAGAGAAAGGCAUCGUUGCUCGUUUCGUCAUCGGUCAUAGUGCAACUUUAGGAGGUAUACUAGAUAGAGCGAUCGAAGCUGAAGAUAGAAAGCAUGGGGAUCUCUUGAGGCUGGACCAUGUUGAGGGUUAUUUAGAGCUGUCUGCUAAGACGAAGAAGUAUUUUGCUACUGCUGUCUCUUUGUGGGAUGCAGAGUACUAUGUUAAAGUCGACGACGAUGUCCAUGUAAAUAUAGCAACACUUGGAGAAACAUUAGCAAGACACAGAAAAAAGCCUAGGGUGUACAUAGGAUGUAUGAAAUCUGGUCCUGUCCUUUCUCAGAGGGGAGUAAGAUACCACGAACCCGAAUUCUGGAAAUUCGGGGAGACGGGGAACAAGUACUUCCGCCAUGCUACUGGACAAUUAUACGCCAUUUCGAAAGAUUUGGCGUCUUAUAUUUCUGUAAACCAACAUGUACUGCACAAAUUUGCCAACGAGGAUGUGUCUCUCGGAUCUUGGUUUAUUGGACUUGACGUGAAACACAUCGAUGAUCGGAGAUUGUGUUGUGGGACCCCUCCAGAUUGUGAAUGGAAGGCACAAGCCGGAAAUAUAUGCGUUGCUUCGUUCGAUUGGAGCUGUAGUGGGAUUUGCAGAUCAGUUGAUAGGAUAAAGGAGGUUCAUCGAAGAUGUGGUGAAGGCGAAGAUGCUGUUUGGAAAGCCACUUUUUGAGAGUCGCGCGACUACAUCGAUACAUACACCUAUAUAUAUAUAUAUAUGUGAGAGAGAAAGAGAGAGAUCUAGAGAGAGAAAGGAGAGAGGGGCUUUGCUCAACUUCUCCGUAUUAGGAGAGAAGUACGUCUGCAAAUGCAGUCAAGGAAGCAAAACAGCACUCCUCGAGUACAAUAAACCGAAAUUGCGAUUGUAAGAUGUUGCGAUUACAACCCUUUUUUUUCUGUAUUUAGAGUCGAUUUGUAAAGGAACAAUUUCUACAAUCAAUUGUGAUAUAAAAUUGCCGAUUGAGAUCAUUAUAAGCACAAAGGAACUUGGUUUACGAGUAUUAGCAAA